Molecule: messenger RNA, 1866 nt
Organism: Paramacrobiotus metropolitanus
Lineage: Eukaryota; Metazoa; Tardigrada; Eutardigrada; Parachela; Macrobiotidae
Exons: 7
Coding region: 1053-1529 (158 amino acids)
Source: RefSeq, a predicted model, not a curated record
UAUUUGUUUAUAGUGAAAUUUUUUUUAAUUAUUGUUUAUUUUUUAAUGUAUUUGGUUUCUUAAGUUACAUAGAUUAAGAGAUAUUAAAGAAUAAACAGAGUAUUGGCUGGCUUUUGACUUUAUGGCAGUGUGGUUCAAAAGGAGAGUUUUAAGGAGGUUAGUUAAUUUUUUCUUGCAAUUUUAUACAGUAUAUCUGUAUAUUCGGAUGUUUGGUGUGUAGAUGCUGUUGAGAGUACGUUUAUGAAGUAGGAAAACUAGGUGUGCAUUGGCAGACCGGAGCGCAGCAGCUUUUCGCUUGUGUGAAAGAUAAAUAAUUUUUAACGUGCUACCAGUAGCACUUUUAGUACUUAACCUUUGUCAAUAAUUUAACCUACAAAUAUAACGAGCCAGGAACAUUUUCGUAAUGACCUUUGGUAACAACCUUUCGUAACGAACACAGAUACAUUUUUGCAUUGGCGCUGAACUUAAAAGACUUUCGGUACGAUUUAAGAAAGGAAAUUGAUUUGAUUCUACGAAAGAUUUAUUUAAAUGUUAUAUCAUCAUUUAGUUUUAGACUGUCAAAAAAAGUUGGAAAUGAGUGAUUUGGAUAGGCGGAAGUUAAAAUGAAAAUUAUCUUAAGGUAUAGUGAGUUGAUUAAUAGGGUGGUAGAAAUAAUAUUUAUGUUAAUAAAUGAUGAAAGAUAUUAUGUAAGAAAAGGAAAAUAUGGAAUAUAUGAAGGAAAAUAGAAAAUAUAUUACGGAAAAUAUGGAAAAGGAUAUUGUGGUAAAACAUAGAAAGAAUAAGUGGCAUUACAGGAAAUUUAUUUGGCAUUGUGGAGUUAUGUUGUGCAGAUAUUGUAGUUGAUAAAAUCAAAUUGAAGAAACAGGUGGGUGUAGUGUUCCGUAUGGUUUAUUGUAUAGUAUAUGGUGCGUAUAAUGUACUGUAAAGUGGACUGGUUUUAUGGUUUGAAUCUGGGUAUAUUAUAGAGUAAAUAUAUUUAUGGAUGAACGAUUAUUUGUGUGGGAAGAAGAUAUUUUGAAGAAACAGAUUAAAAUCGGAAAAAUUUGGAGAACAUGAUUUUCAUUCCGAUUUUUUUCCCGAUUGUUUGGUUGUAUGUUGGAGUUGUUUUUGUAUACAUGCCAUUUCAUGCCAUUUCAGGUGUAUGGUUAUUAUUGGUAUUGAAAGGAAAGUGGGGGACAAGAAUUUGGUUGCAAAUCGUUGACGACAGUGGUGUUGUGGAUGUUGUGGGAUAUAAUCAAAUUCAACAGCAAUUAUUUGGACAUUCAGCUGCUGCGCAUCAAAGCGGAUUGAUUGGGAUUCACGAUUUUUCUGCUAUGAAUAAGCAAUUUCGCGUCAUACUGAAACAGGCUUAUACUAAUAUUGAAGGUCGGAGCAAAGAAACAAUCAGCAUUACGUAUAUGGAAGAAAAAAAGCCAGACGAAAUUCCAGGAAGUGCUAUGGAUAUUGUUGUCACUGACGACAAUACAACCGUACUGCAGCCUGAAUCCAGCAAACGAUCUGUUGGAACUCCGAAGAAACGAAAUAAGUGAAUGGAAUAGCAUGAACCGUUGCUUUUACUUUGAGAUGGACCAAUCGUUUUCAUUUUUAUUGUUGUUAUUUGAGCGAUUCAUCAAUUUAUUACCGCCAUUAUACCAUUUUUUCUAAGUGCAUUAUAGUUAUCUGUGGUAUUAUUAUCUGACAGUGGUGGUGCGGUAUUAUUAUCUAUGUGAUGUAGUUAUGUUGAAUUACUCGUUUAAUACUUGUAAAGUUUGUAUCUUAGUAUUUUUCUUAUACUGAAAUACACUAUUAUUUUGUUAUUUUGUAUUGGUUUUGUAGUAAUUAACUUUUAAAGUUACCAAUAAAUAAAGGACAAAAUAAAUAAGGCAA